CCUCAACGAAACCAAUUUUCGGUUGUACCAUGGCUCAACCUAAGGCAAUUUUCGGUUGUACCAUGGACCAACCAAAAAUCACCUUAGGUUGAGCCAUGGCACAACCGAAAAUUGGCUUCGGUUGAGGGAUUUUGGGUUUUUUUGAAAAAAAAAAUCGGAUUUUUACUCGUCGGAGUCGCUACUCAUGAUUCAGACGUAUUCCCAACGAAUACGACUCGAGAAUGUCAACGAUGAAUUCGAGAGUGUGAGAAAUUGAGUGUUUUUCAUUUUUUUUUUAGUUAAAGUGAUGUUUGUUUGCUAAAGAUGACAAAAGGUUAAAGUGUAACUUUGUUAUUUUUUAGGACGAUCAAUAGUAAUUUCAAGGAUGACGUUUAUCAAUUCCAAGAAAAAACCUAGAAGAAGCAACGGGCCCGCCACGAAACGGGAAAAUUGAACAUAUCCAAGAGAAGAAGAGUCCAAUAGCCCAAGUAGAGAGUCAUUUACACAUCAGCCCAAUUGUGAUUGGUCGUGUCCUACGUGUCGUAAUCUAAUUGGCCGUGUCUCGUGGCCACCUGCCCGCCCUCUCUUUAUGUAAACUCCAACUGUUACAACCUUCUACCCACAUCGUGGUUUUUUCGGAGCGGGUCAAAAAAACGAGCCGCGUCCUGCUCUACUUCUCUGCGAGCUCCAUUUCCGCCAUCGACAGAUCGCGUUCAAAAGUAAGGCUCCCUGCUUUCGAAUCCCUGAAUCUGUUUAUGCCUCUACUCGAUUGCUCAACGCAUUUCUCUGGACUUAGCGCAUCUGCAAUCGAGCUAGAUCGGUGCAAACUAUGCCGUAUUGAUUUUUCAAAUCCCACUUGCAUGUGAAUUAGGGUUCCGAUUUAGGCCGUUCGUCGAUCUGUCUGGUUUGAUUCAGUUUACGCCAAUUUCAUAUUACCGAUUUUGCCAGUCUGAUUCUGGAUCUGUGCUCUUACCAUCAAUUUUUGGCUGCUGUGUGAAGGUGUUAUUGUCAUUGACUCGUGAAAAAAAAAAAAAAUGGGAGGAGGAUUCAGGGUGCUCCAUCUGGUGAGACCUUUCCUUUCGUUCCUGCCCGAGGUGCAGAGCGCAGACAGGAAGAUCCCUUUUAGGGAGAAGGUCAUCUACACUGUCAUCGCUCUCUUCAUCUUCUUGGUCUGCAGCCAGCUGCCGCUCUAUGGCAUCCACUCCACAACCGGCGCCGAUCCUUUCUACUGGAUGCGUGUGAUUCUCGCAUCCAACAGAGGUACGGUUAUGGAGCUCGGGAUUACCCCUAUUGUUACCUCUGGGCUGGUGAUGCAGCUCUUGGCUGGAUCCAAGAUCAUUGAGGUCGACAACAGCGUUCGUGAGGAUCGUGCUUUGCUGAAUGGCGCACAGAAGCUGUUGGGUAUCCUGAUUGCUGUUGGUGAGGCUGUGGCAUAUGUGCUAUCUGGGAUGUACGGAAGCGUUGGUCAGUUGGGUGUUGGGAAUGCGAUUCUAAUCAUUCUUCAGUUGUGCUUCGCUGGAAUCAUUGUUAUCUGUCUGGAUGAGCUGCUCCAGAAGGGAUAUGGUCUCGGCUCUGGGAUUUCUCUCUUCAUUGCCACCAACAUCUGUGAAAACAUCAUCUGGAAAGCAUUCAGCCCUACAACAAUCAACAGUGGUCGGGGUGCCGAGUUCGAGGGUGCUGUUAUUGCCUUGUUCCAUCUCUUAAUUACUAGGACGGACAAAGUUCGUGCUCUUCGAGAGGCUUUCUAUCGGCAGAAUCUUCCAAAUGUUACUAAUUUGCUUGCCACAGUCUUGAUCUUCCUCAUUGUUAUCUACUUCCAAGGUUUCCGUGUUGUGCUACCUGUGAGGUCAAAGAAUGCUCGUGGGCAGCAGGGUUCAUACCCAAUUAAGCUUUUCUACACCUCCAACAUGCCAAUCAUCCUCCAAUCUGCUCUUGUUUCCAACCUCUACUUCAUCUCUCAGCUGCUCUACAGGAAGUACAGCGGCAAUUUCUUUGUCAACUUGUUGGGAAAGUGGAAGGAGUCUGAAUACUCUGGUGGCCAGUUCAUCCCUGUUGGUGGCCUUGCAUACUACGUCACUGCGCCAGCUAGCUUGGCAGACAUGGCAGCCAACCCAUUCCAUGCAUUGUUUUACCUGGUAUUUAUGCUCGGUGCUUGCGCGCUCUUCUCGAAAACCUGGAUUGAGGUUUCUGGGUCUUCUGCUCGUGAUGUUGCCAAGCAAUUGAAGGAGCAACAAAUGGUGAUGCCAGGACACCGUGACUCGAACCUGCAGAAGGAGCUGAACCGCUACAUCCCAACGGCAGCUGCUUUCGGUGGGAUUUGCAUUGGUGCAUUGACCGUGCUGGCUGAUUUCAUGGGAGCAAUCGGUUCGGGAACUGGAAUCCUGCUGGCAGUCACCAUCAUCUACCAGUACUUCGAGACCUUCGAGAAGGAGAAGGCCAGUGAGCUCGGCUUCUUCGGCUUCUGAGAACCCUGUUAGCUUUCCUGCUGUAGUAGUUGUUUUCCCCCAUGUAUCCUUCUGUUAAUUAAAAGUGUUAGGAAGAGAAGAACAUACGAAAGUUGGUCAAAGUGACAGUUUUUGGGUGAGAAGCUAGUUCUUUUUUUCAUUUAACUACUGUUUUAGCACAUUUAGUGAAGACUUGUUAAGUCGGAAGUUUAGUACUUAAUGUUAAAAGAAACUGGUUGAUAUGUGGGAGUGGGGAUGUAUCACUAUUUGCACUUAGCAGAGUAUGGUUCAUCAGAUAGUCUAACGGAACGGAUGAAUCGAUGUUCACCUACUUUGAACGUUUUUAUUUUCCACCGCUGCUACUUUCAGCAUUUUCGAUAUGAAGCCCUAGUUCCUCGCUCCAGCGUUCUAUCGAAAUAAUUUCGUUCUUCUGUGUUUCGAAUGAUUUAUUGCUUGUGUUGAAAGCUAGCGUUUCGUUGACAAAAAUGCUGACAGAAUGAACAUUUUUCAUCUGGCUAUGAGUUUCACCACCUGAAGCCCAGGGCUUUGAUGUCGAUCCCCGAAAUGGGAGUGUCGAAACUUCAUAUCUUCCUAUCAACAACGGCAGGGGGAAGCUGCCGAUGUGAUCCACUAUAGACAGCUAUAGAUGGGAGUUUGAAGAGAUGAAUAAGGCAACUGAAAUCUUGAACUUGUGAAAUGAAAAGGAAUAACCCUAGUGACUGUUACAAAGAUUCGAGUAUCACAAGAUCGCUCGUCUUGGGGGUCGCAUUAGAUCAGGUACCACCAAUCCCGAACCUGAUUCUCAGAAAGCAGCUGAAAUUGUUCGCCAUGUCGAUUUUGGGAGUCCGCCUGGACAGCAGGCUCGAUCCUUAAAUGCAGAGCCCUGGGGAAGUACUACGACGAAUUCACUGUGAUAAAACGAACUGUAUUUG
Linum trigynum is the source of this 3355-nucleotide messenger RNA. NCBI's taxonomy places the organism in Eukaryota, Viridiplantae, Streptophyta, Magnoliopsida, Malpighiales, Linaceae. The record is from the annotation of a GenBank genome assembly.